UAGAUAGAUAGAUAUAUGGCAGAGGUGGAGUCGAAGCAACAGAGGCAGCAGCAGUACAGAACACAAGUGAAGCGUCGUGGGAGUUGCAUAGAGAUGGCGAUUGGAGGAGGAGGAGAAGAUGGCGUGGCAGGCAAUGAUGUCACCCUUAUCUUUGUGUACGGCACUCUCAAGCGAGGAUUCUACAACCACAGGCUCAUCGACGACUUGAUGCGCCCCCGCCACGCCGUCUACCUCGGCCCUCACACCACUGUCCAACCCUUCCCCCUUGUCUGCGGCCCCCACGGCAUUCCGUACCUGAUCAAUCUCCCUGGUUGCGGUCACCGAGUCCUGGGAGAACUCUACUCUGUCUCUUCCGGCCACGCCCGAUCCCGCCUCGACGACCUGGAGGGUGUUCACCAAGGCCACUACGAGAGACUGCCCAUCGUUGUCGUGGACGGCGGAGAGAGAGUGGUAGAGGUGGAGGCCUAUUUUGCUCACCGGGGAUUUGGGGAGGCGUUAUGGAAGAGGUGCGGUGAGGAGGGACUGAGUGAAUUUAGCGUGGAAAUGGGGCAAAAGUACGUGAGGAGGGAAGAUCGGCCUCCGCAUUCUAAUUUCAUUGGUGAUAUCCACAAAUUCAUCUCCGAGGCCAAUUGAACUUAUGCAAUUAAUUUAGUUCCUGAAUGCAAAAUUGAUUGUUUAUGCAGGAGCUCACUACAAUCAAUUGGAUCCAAGUUAUUUCAACUAUUAACUGAUUUAGUUAAGGAUCUUUUAUACUGUUUCUACUCCAAUGCUGAUUAGUUCAAGACCUUCUUGAUUAGAAUGUUCGUAUGGUGUAUGUGGCAUUUGGUUGGUCACCUUAGUAGACUCAGGAGUUAUGUGCUACAUCUCGAUCACUUCUCCAUGCCACUUUGAAGCAAAGUAGGAUUUCUUGCUUGAUCAAAACUAGGCAAUGGAAAACAAACAACAUUUCGGAUUCCAAGUAGAUGAUGGAGGUCGCUUAGUUUAUUGGAGAUACCCCAGAUGUUAGGUCUUGAAUAAAGGAGUUUUCUACACAUGCGUCUCACACUUCCAAGUGAAUGCCGAUAUCUACAGGUAUUCUUCCCUCAUUUGUCGCAUUUAACUAUGAAGAAGGGCGUACAACUUGUUAGCUCAAUUGAUGUAUUGCCUUUCUUACUAAUAAAUUUAUGUUUUGGUCCAUCA
Sesamum indicum (sesame) is the source of this 1179-nucleotide messenger RNA. Its product is annotated as putative gamma-glutamylcyclotransferase At3g02910. Lineage: Eukaryota; Viridiplantae; Streptophyta; Magnoliopsida; Lamiales; Pedaliaceae. Gene Ontology annotation, cellular component: cytosol. Gene Ontology annotation, molecular function: gamma-glutamylaminecyclotransferase activity. The record is from RefSeq and is a predicted model, not a curated record.